AUGAUUGCAAAGUCUCGAAUAGAGAAGGAGCAUGUACAAGUCUUGAGGAAGUUGUUCUUAAGGUUAAGGAAGUUUCAGCUAAAACUCAAUCCAGCCAAAUGUACCUUCGGAGCCAAGUCCGAAAAGCUUCUCGGAUUUGUGGUUAAUGAGAAAGGGAUUGAGAUUGAUCCAGACAAAUUCAAAGCCAUACAAGAGCUAUCUUCGUCGCGUACCCAGAAAGAGAAAGUAAUAAAAAGGAGUGCAAUAGCAUAUUUUCUAGCCAGUAGAGCUUUGGAAGAUUACGAGCCCUUAAACUUCGAUUUCCCGAAUAAAGACCUGAUGUGUGUUGCGACCACUGAAGAAGGUGCUCUGGAAGAACUUCCCUGGGAACUAAACUUCGAUGAGGCAUCAAAUGCUGUGGUGGAGCAAGCUGAAGAUAGCAGAUCUGGUCUCCCUGAAGUUGCAGUAGAGAAAAUCGGAGUAACGAGUCUUAUCUCCCUGAAGUUGUAG
Messenger RNA from Gossypium arboreum, 489 nucleotides. RefSeq lists its product as uncharacterized. The record is from RefSeq and is a predicted model, not a curated record. NCBI's taxonomy places the organism in Eukaryota, Viridiplantae, Streptophyta, Magnoliopsida, Malvales, Malvaceae. The transcript is spliced from 3 exons. Bases 1 to 489 code for a protein of 162 amino acids.